Messenger RNA from Spirometra erinaceieuropaei, 1530 nucleotides. Lineage: Eukaryota; Metazoa; Platyhelminthes; Cestoda; Diphyllobothriidea; Diphyllobothriidae. The record is from the annotation of a GenBank genome assembly.
AUGGUCACGUUUAACGACGCGACGCCUUUGUUCUUAAUACUGUUAGUUGCCGAACGCAGCGCCUCAAUUACCAAUGGAAAUAUUGAAUUCGGGUUUUAUCCGGCGAGGAUUCCGACACCACAGGAACCUGAACAAGAAAAGCCCGUUGUUGCCGGUUGGGAGAAACCGGAGGAGCCGGGAACAGUUCGUGGUAGGGACGAUGAAAAGUUCACGCCAGGGAAGUUGGGAAAAGGCGCAACUCAACGGGAAAGGUUGAUUGAAAUGCUUUUUAUGAAUUACAAAACCCACGAGCGACCAACAGAGCAGCUUGACACAGUAACAAUUGUCAAGGUGAACCUACAAAUACAAGCCAUCUUCUCCAUUGAAGUGCAGACAAUGGACUAUUAUAUGGACACGCUUCUCAGACAGACCUGGACAGAUCCCCGUCUCAGAUGGAAUCAUCUGCCCGAUUACAAAAACUUCACUCAACCCCUGGUCUCCCCAAUGCUUAAAUCGCAGUUAUGGCUACCUGACCUGUUCUUUCGAAAUGGCAAAGAUGGCUACCUGCAUAAAAUAACUCUUCCUAAUGACUUGCUACGCCUCUACCCAAACGGUGAUUUGCUCUACAGUCAGAAAAUCACCAUGCGUUUCUCCUGUGAGAUGGAUCUGCACACAUUCCCUAUGGACACCCAGUACUGUCACAUGAAUAUUGGCAGUUACGGCUACACGCUUGACGAAUUAAAGUUUGUUUGGAGAGAAACGCUGCCUGUAGAAUUGCCAAAAAAGAUGGAGGUGCCGGAGUUCAACACUCCCACCAAUUUCACCCUUCUCGACUGCUCAGCUGGGGCGUCAACCUCAACCGGCAACUACUCCUGUCUACUGGCACGUUUCAUGCUCAAACGACAGAUCAGUUCGUAUCUGGUGAACACCUACAUUCCAAACAUCCUCGUCAUCAUUGUCUCCUGGCUAAGCUUCUACGUGAGUGUAGACGCCGCGCCAGCCCGUGUACCCCUGGGACUGAUGAGUCUUCUGGGCUUGCUGACACAGGCGGCCUCCGUGACAGCCAAUCUUCCCCGGGUGUCUUACAUUAAGGCCAUAGACAUCUGGCUCAUCUUUGCAAUUGCAUUCGUCAUAGGCGUACUGGUGGAGUACGCCUUCGCGAUCACCCUACUGCGACACAAGAGACGGGAGAAUUGGCGUCGGGAUGUGGAGAAGAUUGUGAAGGAGGAGUUGGCACUGUGGUGCGCCGCUUUACAGCGGGCAGAACUCGCAAGCCUGGACAUGGGAACGGGGACUGGGCUGCCCAAUGGGUUCGCUCUUAACCGCAGAAUGACCUUCUUUGGGGAUCUGGACCCGGUACUGCAACAGACGGUGGCUGACUGCACACAUAGGCGAGAGAUAACGCAAAAAGCAAAAAUGAUUGAAGUUAUGGAUUGCAAACUUGAUAAGUACAGUCGUGUACUGUUUCCGCUCUGCUUCAUAAUUUACAACACCUUCUAUUGGGUCUACUAUCUUGUUAUAGUAAAGCAGGAUGAAGAGUUGAUGUCUUGA